Molecule: messenger RNA, 2202 nt
Organism: Xiphophorus maculatus (southern platyfish)
Lineage: Eukaryota; Metazoa; Chordata; Actinopteri; Cyprinodontiformes; Poeciliidae
Gene: her5
Product: transcription factor HES-7.1-like
Exons: 2
Coding region: 18-647 (209 amino acids)
Biological process (GO): regulation of neurogenesis; regulation of transcription by RNA polymerase II; anterior/posterior pattern specification
Cellular component (GO): nucleus
Molecular function (GO): RNA polymerase II cis-regulatory region sequence-specific DNA binding; protein dimerization activity; DNA-binding transcription factor activity, RNA polymerase II-specific
Source: RefSeq, a predicted model, not a curated record
CGGGGCAAACACGGAGCAUGAAGACUGUGCCGUCACCCGAGACUCCGGGACACAAAUCCAGGAGGAAGGUGAGGAGAACCGACUGUGUGUUCAACUGCUUUCAUUUAAGGACAACAGCCAACACAAAUAAAAUAAAGUACUUUUCCUUCUCGGUCCUGAAGGCGUCCAAACCCAUGAUGGAGAAACGCAGACGGGAGCGAAUCAACAGCAGCCUGGAAGCCUUACGGCUACUGAUGCUGGAAAACACGCGGAACGAGAAGCUGAGGAACCCGAAGGUGGAGAAGGCAGAGAUCCUGGAGAGCGUCGUCGACUUCCUGAAGACGGAGAAGGACCACCGGGCCGCGAGGACGGCGUCUCCCGAGGAGCAGGGGCCCGCCGGCGGCCCCCACCGCAGCUACCACGACGGCAUGAGGUCCUGCCUGCUGCGGGUCAGCCAGUUCAUCGCCUCCAAGAGCCUGGAGCUGGAGGAGGCCAACGCGCUGCAGGCCUCGCUGAAGCUCUCGGGGCCUCUGACGGCGGUGGUCGCCCCCGGUGACGUCCCCGCCGCACUCUCCCCUCAGCGUCUCGUCUUGCAGGGGUCCGAAACCAGGCAGACGCUCUCCUCCGCAUCAGUGCCCGACCCGGUCUGGAGACCCUGGCCUAAAUGACGGACACGUUGACAGAUUUGUACAGCAUGGACACUUUUUUUUUUUUUUGCACAGAUCUUCUUUAGUUUUCACAUAUUUCCCCUUUUUUUCCCCUUUUUUUUUUUACAUACCUAUAUAAACCCAGGACGCACCGAUCCACUUUUUGUCACUUCCGACACCGAAAACCUGAGGCUUAGUGUCGGCCGAUACCGAUCCAACGCACAGAAAGCAGAGCUGAAUUGACUUUAAACGUUUAAAGUCAUAAACUUACCGGAUUCCAAAAUGCAUCUGAUGAGUCGGCGCCAGCACACGGCACGCUUCCGUAGCUUCACGGGUUUGGCCAGACGUGUGAAAGCGACAAAACUUUCAUUUGUUCAGUACUUUCAAUUCGGAGCAGAACAGCCCAUUUAAAAUGAGUAACAAAGAAACUGACAAAAAAAAAACAAAAGGUCAGCUAUUUUGGUCAAACGUGUGGAAAAAAUAAAAUGGAAUCAGGAAUUCUAAACAUGUUGUGCACGGCAUAGAAUUAGACUGCGUAGAUCUGCCUUGAUGGAUCGCAUUGUCACCAAUACCUGAUCUACUGUAGAUUGUUUUUCCAAUAUCAUGACCAAUGCAGAUAUUAAUAUCAGUGAAUUUCUAAUGUGAAUUUUUCAAGCUGUUGUUUUAUUCUGCAUGCGUUAUCUUCUUGCUCCUUCCACGUCUCUCCACUCUGCGUAGCUCACCGGGUGGUGGUGUGUUGUCGCUUUGCUCUCGCACACAGACACACACACACACAUCGGCAGACACACACACACAUCGGCAGGAUCGUCCUCCGUUCAGCAGCGCAGUUUCCUGGCCCUUCCUCCAGAGUGGCCUCUUGAAGGUUCCUGCAGCUGCACUUUGGAGAAGCCUCCAGAGGAGCAUUAACACAUACUCCAUCCAGAUUGGACAGCAGUUAUGACGCCCAUUGACAUGUAGAUGGGAGAGCCGCCGUCUCUACAUGGUGUUCGGACGACUUUUUUUCACAUGUAGAGUGGGAGAGGAUUGCUGUGAUUGGCGCGUGUUCAGAGAGCAGACCGCUGCGGCAGCGUCUAAUCCACAGCAGGUCGUCUCGCAGUGAAACUCACACUCUCUCUUUCUUUUUUAGUUGUCAAAUAAAAAUACAACAAAUACAAAGUUUGUCCUGUUAAUGUCUGUCUAGGAGCACAUGACCUGGAAUCAGUGCUGGCAAGUAAACUAAUACAUCAUCACAUUCCUAAGCUAGCGACUUAUGUCACUUUUUGCCAAAUUUUUUUUUUUUUCCUAAAUAAUUUUUUGGCAAAGAAAAGUGACACAGGCCAUGAUUUGAUUUGAUUUUUGCCAUAUCUCACUGAGCUUUUGCUCGACUACAAUGUUUAAACUUCUUAAACAUUUCAGUCGUGCAACAAAGAUUAAUAUUAUGCUUAAUUGGAAUCUUUCAUUAUUAUUUUGUAACUGGUUUAUAGCAAUUUUAUGUGAUUCAAAGCAGCAAUGCACAGUUGUGAACUGGAAGGAAAAUGAUUAAAAUAUGAAAAGUGUGUGUUUUUUUAUAAGGAGGUAGCCAGCCCAGACCAAUAAG